UAGAAGAGAAGACUAAGAUGACGAGGCAACUAGAAUACAAAAUACGGCUGGGGAGACAUAGAUAAUAUUGAAAGCAGAUGGUAGAUCAGCAAUUGGUAGACUGUCAGAUAUUAUUUCAGAGAUGGAGGUAUUGCAUGGCGUGUUCCAGUGAACAACUAAAGAUAUUCAUUCAAAGAUACUGAUUUUCCGUUUGCAGAACAAUCUUUGCUGCUUUUCAGAAACUCUGUAGAAGACUCUUACCCUUUUUCACCCCAUCCCUUUAUCUCCGUAGACUUCACACAUAAAAAGACCCUGGACGUCAGUAUCUACUGGACGUUUCUGUGAGCUUAUCUCAAGCUCAUCAAAAUAUCUCGCUACCGAUCGUCUGUAUGCAAUCUGGUCUCAAUCGAUCUGGACAUCUCUAUUUGCAUCAAACACCAACAUAGACGGAUACGACAACAACAGAAUGGCUGAUACAAUCAUCCCUCUCCACGACUUCUUGGGUCUCAACGACUACAUGUCGGACGAGAAUCGGUUCGCUCAGAUGGUCUAUAUGUCGCUGGAAGCAUGCUUCACGAAGCAACAGAUAGAAGAAUGCCGCGCUCGCAUCAUAGAGGACUCGGAAGAAGAUCCUGAAGAUGAUGUCGACUCCACCAAGGCAGCAAGGAAACCCUCUGCAGGCCGAAAGAGGUUGCAUGCCGACACGUUUUCGGAGGAGCUGGAAAUCUCCCCCUCCAUCCUGUCAGGGUCGGAGACUCCUGACAACGUCUCGAGCCCCAAGGGCUGCACUCCCUGCGACACUCCGAGGAAUCGGAAGAGUGACGUGACGAGGUCACGGUAUCUCCAAGACGACCUGUCAUCAUGCCACAGGCAAGCUCCUCCCACCGCAAGCAAGAGGCUGCACAUAGCCUCAGGAGCAGACUUCGAACUCUGCUAGAACACGGAGGACCCUUCGGAGUUGUGCAUCAUUGUAAUCGUAGUCACUUAAGUUAGGUUAAUCGGUGAUAAACUAAGGCCUCAAGUGC
Guillardia theta CCMP2712 is the source of this 1004-nucleotide messenger RNA. RefSeq lists its product as hypothetical. The coding region runs from base 446 to 916 and encodes 156 amino acids. Lineage: Eukaryota; Cryptophyceae; Pyrenomonadales; Geminigeraceae. The record is from RefSeq and is a predicted model, not a curated record. The transcript has 3 exons.